This is a messenger RNA of Moneuplotes crassus, 772 nucleotides long. Lineage: Eukaryota; Ciliophora; Spirotrichea; Euplotida; Euplotidae. The record is from the annotation of a GenBank genome assembly.
UAUUACUUAUAAGCUUUAAUAUGAAGCUAUUAGAGCGUCUGAUCAUCUUGAAGAAAUAAGUGCUUCAUUCCUGGCUUUCAAACCUCUGUGUGGUCUCGAUCAAAUAUGAGUUAAAUAUCUUUACAAAACUGAAUGCUAUUGAAGAAUUUCAUUAAACAAGAUAUUGGCCAAGAUUGAGAGUUCAAGCCGAGACUCCACAAUUAAUUUUAUAGACAUAAUUGAUAAUGCCUACUUAUGCUAGAAAAUAGCUCUCACUUUUAUUCUCAACUACAUGUUCGGAGCUGUUAUGAAAAAUUAACUGAUAAAGAAAAUUGUCUGGACUUUUUACCAGAAGUCAGCAAAUUCAAUGAAGAAAAUUUCAAGAUUAACCCUCAAUUAUUCUAAAUAUUAUCUCUUCUAUACCCUAUAUUCUUAAAAUUUAUCAAAUUAAUCUUUGACAAAAAUCUAGCUUCCCAUUAAUUCCCCGAAAAUUCCCCGAAAAUUUUCCUACCUCACCCCUCUAAAAUGUUCUAUAAAAUCCCUUAUUACCUAAGAAUCCUCACUCUAUCCACCUUCUGCCCAUCUCCAGCCCCACCUUCCCAUCCCUCAACCCCCAAAAUUCCUUCCCCCUUCCUUCCUCCUUCCUCCACCCCUUCCAAAUCCCUUCUUCCUCCUAAACUCGCUUGGCCCUUCCCAGCCUCUCUUCCAUCCACACAAAACUCCAAGGUCCUCCUGCACAGCACUGGUCAAAUUAUAUGCGAACAAAACUCUAAGGGGUUAUAAUCAAUUUUGA